This is a messenger RNA of Periophthalmus magnuspinnatus, 5061 nucleotides long. RefSeq names its product capping protein regulator and myosin 1 linker 3 (gene carmil3). Gene Ontology annotation, cellular component: plasma membrane; lamellipodium. Gene Ontology annotation, molecular function: protein binding. NCBI's taxonomy places the organism in Eukaryota, Metazoa, Chordata, Actinopteri, Gobiiformes, Gobiidae. The record is from RefSeq and is a predicted model, not a curated record. Gene Ontology annotation, biological process: regulation of Arp2/3 complex-mediated actin nucleation; cell migration. The transcript is spliced from 40 exons. Bases 173 to 4387 code for a protein of 1404 amino acids.
UGCGUCGCUUCUCAUCACUUUGCUUAGCGGCUGUUGCUGCACCUGCGGGCGUUCAGAGCGGAGACAGAAGGGAGAAAAAAAAAGAAAAACGCACGGAUCUAAAAAGGACACUCAAAAGAAAAACAUAACUAGUAUUGGACCGAGAGGCGAGGCUGGUGAAGCGCAGCGCACCAUGGCCUCAAAGGACUCAACACCGACGGCAGCGGGGUUUGCCAGCGUCAGCCGUGAAAUCACAGAGAGCAUCAGGAAGGUGCUGGACAAGCAACCCAUUAAAUUUGUGCGAGCCAUCAAGCAGGACACGAGGAGCGGCAAGUCGGAGGACAGGAUUCUGGUUCUGGCUACAUGGCGACUGUAUCUCUUCACUGUCAAAGUGCCCACCAAGCUGGAGGUUACUUUCAACUUCUUAGAAAUCCGGGCAAUGAACACAUAUCCAGAACACCAGGUUGUAAUCGACACAGACAAGACGACCUACUCUUUGAGACUGCAGUCACAGGACCAGCUGGACCACAUGGUCAGCCACAUUAAUUUUGCCCUGUCCCGAGUCUUCAACAACUCAAUCUAUGCUCCUCCUAUUUGCCGAGUGGAGGAAGAGCUGCUCGAUGGAAACCAGAAAUUUUCUCCAAAUUCGGAGUCGUCGCUGGACCCUCAGAAAACCUGUGGUGGUUUCUCUGAGACAUAUGCAGCACUGUGCGACUAUAAUGGAAUCAGUUGCAAAGAAGAAGUGCAGUGGGAUGUUGACACCAUCUACCAUUCUCAGGACAACAGAGAGUUUAACCUGCAGGACUUCAGUCAUCUUGACAGCAGAGACUUGGCGGUUAUUGUGGCAUCCAUUGCAUACAACACCUGGUUCACCAAGCUGUACUGCAAAGAUAUGCGUAUUGGGUCAGAAGUUGUGGACCAGGUCCUUCACACCAUCAGCAAAUCCAACUGCCUGGAGGAGAUCACACUGGAGAACGCUGGCCUCAAGACGGAUUUUCCACAGAAGAUGGCGUCGGCUCUGUCAGAGAACCCAGCCUCAGUGAUCCACUCUCUGAACCUGGCUCAUAACACACUCGACAACCAAGGUGUGUCCAACCUGAUUCAACAAGUAUGUCGCCUCAACAAGGGGCUGCGUCUGCUAAACCUGUCCAAGACCUCCCUUUCAUCUAAAGGUGUGGUUUCCUUGUCCCAGGCAUUAUGCUCCAGUGAUGACUACUCCAAUUCACUCCUUCAUCUGGAUUUGAGCAAAAACCCUGGUGUAUUAUCUGGAGAUGAUGCCACGAAUCUCUACUUGUUCCUGGCCCAGCCCAACUGCCUGGUUCAUUUGGAUCUAUCAGGAACAGACUGCACCGUGGACUCGCUGUUUGGGGCUUUGCUGCGCGGCUGCUGUGCUGACUUAUCCUACUUGAACCUGUCUAAGAACUCCUUCUCUCACAGGAAAGCCAGAGACUCUCUGCCAACUUUCCGUCAGUUCUUCAGCUCAGCAUUCAGUCUGACCCACGUCAGUUUGGCCUCCAUGAAAGUCCCUCCUGAUUCACUGCGGGCUCUGUUCUUGGGCCUGUCCAAUAACCCUCAUAUCGCUGAUUUACACCUGGACAUCAGCGGCUGCGAGCUAAGGUCAGCUGGAGCGGCAGUCAUUCAGGAGCUGUUUCCCCGAGUCUCCUGUGUGGGAACAUUGGACAUUUCUGAUAAUGGUUUGGAUGCAGACAUGUUGGCAGUGGUCCCAGCGUUCUCCCAUCACCCGUCCCUUAAGCACCUGAUGCUGGGGAAGAACUUUAACAUUAAGGGCAGGGUGCUGGAUGAGAUACUGCAGAAACUAGUUCAUUUGGUGCAAGAGGAAGACUGUGUUCUUCAGUCCCUCUCACUCGCUGACUCGAGGUUGCGUCAGAAGGGCACUGUGCUGGUCAAUGCCUUGGGUUCUAACACCUGCCUGAGAAAGGUGGACCUAAGUGGGAACGGUCUGGAGGACGCAGGCGCCAAGAUGCUCAGCAAGGCUCUGCAGAUCAACACCACACUCAGGAGCGUGAUGUGGGAUCGUAACAACACCACGGCGACCGGUUUCCAGGAUGUGGCAAGAGCGAUGGAGCAUAAUUUUACCCUGCAGUACAUGCCCCUCCCACUCAGCGACAUCUCUCAAGCGUACCGCAGUGCCCCCGAGAAGACCGAACAAGCUCUGGCCAAGAUCCAGCGCGCUCUGCUGAGGAACAACCAAACUCAGCGCUUCUCUCAGAAACAGGCUUUAAGACUCCACCAGGGCCUGGUCACCAGCACUGCUGAGCAGGUGAUGGAACGACUGUGCUCGCGGGUGCAGCAGCAAGUGUGUGUGCUCAAAGGCUGUGAUGAGACAGAAGAUGUCCAGACGGCCAGACAGAUCCUGAAGGAGGCCCGAAACUCAAGAGCGCUGUACCCCUCCCUGUGUGAGCUGGCACACGUCCUGUCUGUGGAUGGCCCAGUCAGACAGAGACUGGACACACUUGCUGGAGAGCUGGCCAAGGCCGCUGACAAAGAACUGCAGGUUGUGGUGGACUCAAUGGUGUCUCUGUGCCGUGAGCUGUGCCCGAUGUCAUGUGCAGCAGCAGAAAGGCUCAGUCCCCCUCUGUCGUCCAUCUCUGAACAAGUGUCCAUUCCCCGCUCCUCCAUUCGCAACGCCCUGAUGGAGAGAGCAGCCGAGGACAUCAACAAAGCCCUGGAGGAGGUGAAGUUGUCUGUGGUGUCCUAUCUGACCAACUCAAUAGUGGAUCAGAUUCUUCAAGAACUCUAUACCAGUCAUAAAACCCUGGUACUGCUGCGGCAGGUGUCACAAGUCAAGCGUUGGGACGAUGCAGGGACAGGGAGACGCACCAUCAGACAGUCCAGGCUCGUAGAGGCUUUGGACUUCCCCGAUGAGGACUUUGGAGUCAGCCUGGGAAUAGAUACCAUGGCUAUCAAGAAACGUAGUUCAAGAACUAGAAGAAUUCGACCAGUAUCCACCAGACUAAGUUUAGGUGAUGACCCCAGCUCCUCGCCCGUCCCGUCUGCUCCAGCCCCCUCAAAUGCUGCUGCCCUGGCCCACUCUGCGUCCUGGGAGUGUCUGUCCACUCUUCCCACCAACGGCUCACCUUUACGUCAUGUGACCCACGUCAGACCACGGCCCCCACGCAGGCAUCGAGCGGAACACCUGCAUUCUGACCUGCAUUCCUCAGAGAACGGGGGAGUUAAUAUGCUUGAGGAUGGACUGCCAGAUUUCUACAGCAAGAGAGUUCUACCCGACAGUCAGCUGUCAGACCUUCAUCACUCGCAGUCACUGAGGAGGAAAAAGCGGCGCAGUGUCUUGUCCAUUUUUUCAGGCUUUCGCAAGAAUCGCAACUCCACCAUCUCUAAUCAGGACUCAGAUGGUGUCUGUGAGAAUAUUUACUCCAUGAUCCAGCACCCUAAGGACAUGGGACGGGCGGAGGGUGCUUUCCCAGGAGAAAAUGGGACCAUGCCGUCUCCCUGGCCCACACAGGGCAUACCUGCACAUGGGAUAAGAACAGCUAGCCCCCCUUGCCUCAUACAAAGACAGUCCACAGACCUGGUCAGCAUGGUGUACAGCUGCAUCGGGGCUGAAAUCGAGGACUCGGACGGCAGCAGCACCUGUGACACCAAACCCUCAGACCCAGAUCUGGACCGACCCCUCACCACAGUCUCAGACCCCCCUGUGGACUGCAGAACCAACGGCCACAUGGGGGCGCCCCUGCAGCAGAUGGACAGGCAGAUGGAGCCGGGCCGUCAGGAGAGAAUCGUCCCUCUCACUGAUGUACAUUCAGACAUGGAGGAGGACAGGAAGAGCAGUGGUGGCGUUGCAAGUGUCUCGAAAGCAGAGUCUUCUCACUGCACUAAGCCCAGUCUGUCUGUUAUGAGACAGAGACACCUACAGGAAAGUUUAGAAGAGGCAGGCCGACUUGAAUUAGAAGAGGAGCAGAGUGAUAGAAAGCAAAGAGGGAGUGGACCAGAGGCGGAACAUCCCAUUACUCCAAACCAAACCAGUCUUGAUCAAUCACAAGAUAAAUCCUCCUCGGAAAUGUCCUCGUCCAAAAGCUCCCCCGGGAGUCCUUGCGAAAACACAAUCCCUGACCAAAGAAACCUGUCCUAUUUACAAGAAGAACGAGCAGAGAGCAGAAGUCCCCCUGCGCCGGAGAGCGCGAGCCCUGGAGUCAUUCAAGAAGAAGGAGAGGGACAUAGUGGAAACCCAAUCCCAUUCCAUCACACCAGGAAGUCCAACUCAUUUGACAUAGGCAUAGAACAAGACAGACCCUACGAUCUGCAGAGGUCCUCAGAUCGCAGAUUCCCUGUGAAAAAACCCUACCUCCCCCAGUACAGAAACAGAUCUCUGGACUACCCCCCAGGGCCCAGGUCUUAUGAAAGUCCCCAACACAGUGAUGCUUUAUGACGGUGUGAGUCCACGGGAGGAAAGUUUGAGCUGAACAGAGAAGACUGGAGGGAGACCAGCUUUUAGGCUCUGUGGACUUUUUUUUUUUAGAACCACGUAGACACUAGUUGUUUUGAAAUGCAUGUGACCUUAACAUAACUUUCUGAUAUUUCUUAUGUUGGUUGCACUUGCACUGAUUUCUCAGGUCUAUUCAUGGGUUUCAGAUGUCUAAUAUAUGUGACAUUUUGAGGUCUUUUCACCAUUUAACAGAUAGAAUAUUUUGUUUUAAGUUGUUAAUUACCGUGGCAGCAGUCAUGUAUGAUUCUGAAACCCAUGGAUAGUAAGUUGGAACCUGUGUCUAUGAUAAAUUGCACAUCACAGUUUUAACGCUCUUCACAAACUGUUUAUUAUCUGUGCACAUUCCCUGUCAACUGUUUUCAAAUCCGACAUCUGUCUUUUACUGACAAUCUGUGACUAUGUGAGUUUCGAUGUGUAUUCUAAUGAACUGUAUAUACUAAACCUGCACUAACCUCUAUGGUAACAAUCAUGUUUUUAUUUCAAAAAAGAUAUACUUUAAUAUGUGUGUUUGUAAUGUAUGCUGUUGGUGUAUGUAUGCAGAUGACGGAAAAUGUGUAGAAUUAAUCUCUUCAAGAAUAUUUAAGUCACUACGUGGAUGAAAUAUAGUUUUAGAUUUU